CACAGAACCACCAUCAAACAGCCGAGAUGUCACAACGUGUAUUCGACACAACGAAAUGGCUUUGGUACCUACUACUCAUUCAAGUUGGGUUACAAUGGACUCCCGUUCGCUGCGUCACAGUUCGGACCCCACCUAGCAACCCAUCCACGAUAGAGGCCCAAGCGAAAUUCUUCCAGGAUUUUUUCUCAGUACAGUUGAGCCCAUACAAGAUAGAGUUCGGUCACGUCUGCGAGGACCCUGACACGUGGGAGCAACGAUAUGAGAAGAAAGACUUUAAGAACCACAGGGAUAUGGGAAAAGUCCGUUGGGGAGACAAAAAAGGCGGGUACGGAGAACAUUACUGGGAUUUAAAUCACGCUGGACAUGUCGGAAAUCAUGGUAACGAUGACUAUGAGAGCGAUGCUGACGACGGCUCAUACCAUGAGAAUGAUCACAAGAACACUUAUGAUGAACCCAGUGGACACACAUAUGGGACAGAAGAGUAUGACCCAGAAAGAUCCAGCUAUGAAGAAAACGGUAGAGCUAAAAGAGCUCAUCCAUUACGAAGAAUAGUAGCUGAAAAAAAAGAAAAAGUGUACGAAGGAGAAGUCAAACCUCAAAAGAAAAGAAAUAGUGAGACACAAACAGCUGCCCCAGAAGACGCAGACUAUCCUGAAGACGAAGAAACCUAUGUCAAACCAAGAAGAAACCAGCAAAGAAAAGAACAGAAAAUUGAAGAUCAUAAGCCUAAAAGUGAGCGAAAUCAAGUGGUGUUAGUCGUCACCAAAAAUGAUGAGGUUGAAAAAACGACAACUGAACUUCCUAAGAAACUUCCAGAUGUGAACCAUUACGUUCCGUACGAGGGUGGGGCCGGAGUAAGACAGCAUCAUAAACCUGAUAUUUCUGCAGCAGUUACUGUACCUAGACUUUUCUUAGAACCAUCUACUGGACACGUCGUAGAUAGAGCAACAGGCCAAGCUUAUGUGUUGCAACCUAUAGCAAUUAAUCGUUAUAAUUAGUUUAAGUUUAAUUAUU
Messenger RNA from Manduca sexta (tobacco hornworm), 1014 nucleotides. RefSeq lists its product as uncharacterized. The transcript has 4 exons. The coding region runs from base 27 to 998 and encodes 323 amino acids. Lineage: Eukaryota; Metazoa; Arthropoda; Insecta; Lepidoptera; Sphingidae. The record is from RefSeq and is a predicted model, not a curated record.